AUGGAUAUCCAGGAGACCCAGCGGCUCCUUUCGGAGUACCUCCAUGAGCUCGCAAACUUGUUUCACCGGGUGCCCGGCUCGGCAAUCUUCUUGCGAUAUGUAAAGUCUAGUUAUCAAGAUGACCCUAUCCGAUCUGCCGUCGAAUUGUUCCUCUUCUUGUUCGCGGUCCGAUAUCUGCUUGCCCCGAAGUACUCAACCAAGCCCGGCGUGGUCCAGCUGUCGGAGGACGAAAUCGAUGACCUCGUGGAUGAAUGGACCCCAGAGCCACUUGUCGCAAAGCCGACUGCCCUGGAGCAGAUGGAGGUGGAUAAGAGAACUGUGAUUGUUGGCCCCGUUGGCCCCAAAUCGAAAUUGAGCAAUGGCCGAACCGUUGCAAACCUCGCCUCCUACAAUUUCUACAACUUCAACACGAACGAGUCUCUCAAAGAAAAAGCCAUCCAGACUCUCCGCAACUACGGUGUCGGUCCCUGCGGCCCUCGCGGUUUCUACGGAACUCAGGAUGUCCACAUGAAGACUGAGGCGGACGUCGCGUCGUUCCUUGGCACUGCGUCUUGCAUCAUUUACGCGCAGGCCUUCUCGACCAUCUCGAGUGUCAUCCCGGCGUUUUCGAAGCGUGGAGAUAUCAUUGUUGCCGAUAAGGGGGUCAGCUUCGCCAUUCGGAAGGGUAUCCAGAUCUCGCGUAGCAUGGUCCGCUGGUACGAACACAACGACAUGGAAGAUUUGGAACGAGUCCUGGCCAAGGUGACCAAGGAACAAGCCCGGAAACCGCUUACGAGACGAUUUAUCAUCACGGAAGGCCUCUUCGAAUCAUUGAAUUGA
Messenger RNA from Aspergillus melleus, 819 nucleotides. Its product is annotated as serine palmitoyltransferase component. Gene Ontology annotation, cellular component: endoplasmic reticulum. The transcript has 3 exons. Gene Ontology annotation, molecular function: serine C-palmitoyltransferase activity; pyridoxal phosphate binding. The record is from RefSeq and is a predicted model, not a curated record. Gene Ontology annotation, biological process: sphingosine biosynthetic process; ceramide biosynthetic process. Lineage: Eukaryota; Fungi; Ascomycota; Eurotiomycetes; Eurotiales; Aspergillaceae. The coding region runs from base 1 to 819 and encodes 272 amino acids.